Molecule: messenger RNA, 1702 nt
Organism: Arachis ipaensis
Lineage: Eukaryota; Viridiplantae; Streptophyta; Magnoliopsida; Fabales; Fabaceae
Product: protein DETOXIFICATION 40
Biological process (GO): xenobiotic detoxification by transmembrane export across the plasma membrane
Cellular component (GO): membrane
Molecular function (GO): xenobiotic transmembrane transporter activity; antiporter activity
Source: RefSeq, a predicted model, not a curated record
UCCCAACAUUUGUUUUGUUUUUCUUUUUCUUUUUUUUUUUCUUUUUUUUCCCCAUUGAAUACACAUUCAUUCAUUCAUCGACACCAAACCCCUUAGCCCUCUCUGAAGCCUCAAGUAGACAAGUAGUAUUUCUUCAAUCAUUGAGCUUCAUCCACAUCACACCACAAAUGGGUUCUGUAAACAAAGACCAUGAACCACUCCUAGCUCCUCUUCAUCACCACCGAUCAUUCACCGAAGCUGGUGCCGGAGAUGGAGAACUUGAAAGGAUACUCUCCGACACCUCCCAGCCACUCCUCAAGCGCCUUGGACCCGCCACGUGGAUCGAGCUCAAGCUCCUCUUCUUCUUGGCUGCUCCGGCCGUCGUCGUCUACCUCAUCAACUACCUGAUGUCUAUGUCCACGCAAAUCUUCUCCGGCCACCUCGGCACCCUGGAGCUGGCUGCCGCUUCCCUUGGCAACACCGGCAUCCAAAUCUUCGCUUAUGGACUGAUGUUGGGAAUGGGGAGUGCUGUUGAGACGCUAUGCGGGCAAGCAUUCGGUGCUCAGAGAUUCGAGAUGCUUGGGGUGUACCUUCAAAGAUCAACGGUGCUGCUUUCACUAGCAGGUGUGGUGUUAACGGUGAUCUACGUGUUCAGCGAACCAAUCCUGGUGUUCCUGGGAGAAUCACCAAGAAUCGCAUCAGCGGCAGCGCUCUUCGUAUACGGACUAAUCCCUCAAAUCUUCGCGUACGCGGUGAACUUCCCGAUUCAGAAGUUCCUUCAGGCGCAGAGCAUAGUGGCGCCGAGCGCGUACAUCUCGGCGGCGACGCUGGUUCUGCACCUGAUAGUGAGCUGGGUGGUGGUGUACAAGGUGGGGCUGGGGCUUCUUGGAGCGUCGUUGGUUCUGAGCUUGUCGUGGUGGAUAAUUGUGAUAGCGCAGUUUGUGUACAUUGUGAAGAGUGAGAGGUGCAAGGACACGUGGCGGGGUUUCAGUACGCAAGCGUUCUCCGGGCUGCCGCAGUUCUUUAAGCUUUCGGCGGCUUCGGCGGUGAUGCUCUGCCUUGAGACUUGGUAUUUCCAGAUCCUCGUCUUGCUUGCUGGCUUGCUCCCUCACCCUGAGCUCGCCCUCGAUUCUCUCUCCAUCUGUACCACAAUAUCCGGGUGGGUGUUCAUGAUAUCUGUUGGAUUCAACGCAGCUGCCAGCGUGAGGGUGAGCAAUGAACUGGGAGCAUCAAAUCCAAGAUCAGCAUCAUUCUCAGUGGUGGUUGUGACAAUAAUUUCAUUCAUAAUAUCAGUGAUUGCGGGACUUGUGAUACUUGCACUGAGGGAUGUGAUUAGCUAUGCCUUCACUGAAGGGGAAGAGGUGGCUGCUGCUGUAUCUGAUCUUUGCCCUCUCCUCUCAUUUGCCAUUGUCUUGAAUGGCAUUCAGCCCGUACUCUCAGGGGUGGCUGUUGGAUGUGGAUGGCAAACAUUUGUGGCAUAUGUCAAUGUUGGUUGCUACUAUGGAAUUGGUAUCCCAUUGGGUGCCCUUCUCGGCUUCUAUUUCAAUUUUGGUGCUAAGGGAAUAUGGCUGGGAAUGUUAGGUGGAACCGCAAUGCAAACAAUUAUUUUGGUGUGGGUCACAUUUCGAACCAAUUGGCAUAAAGAGGUAGAAGAAGCAGCUAAGAGGUUGAGCAAAUGGGAGGUGGAGAAGAAUAAGCCAAUUCUUGACUGAAAUAAUUUUGA